Messenger RNA from Oncorhynchus kisutch (coho salmon), 1582 nucleotides. It is a transcript of the gene polr1g, whose product is annotated as RNA polymerase I subunit G. The record is from RefSeq and is a predicted model, not a curated record. Gene Ontology annotation, molecular function: RNA binding. Lineage: Eukaryota; Metazoa; Chordata; Actinopteri; Salmoniformes; Salmonidae. Gene Ontology annotation, biological process: transcription by RNA polymerase I. Gene Ontology annotation, cellular component: RNA polymerase I complex. The transcript is spliced from 3 exons. The coding region runs from base 333 to 1298 and encodes 321 amino acids.
UUCUGGGAUGUAUUGUUUUCGUUCUGCGAGGGCCUUCGUGAGUACGUGCCUUGUGAAUAGCAUCAGUUGCGUCUAAAAUGCGAAUAUAGACUGCACACAGACCAAUGUUUACGAAAAGUUAUCAUAUGGAUAUUAAUAAACACUGUAUGUAAAAUAAUAUAUAUUUACAAAGGAACCGACAUGCGCAACUCACGCAGCCCAGAUCCUCGCGAACCGAGCUAGCUAGUGUAUCCAGGUCAAAGGUUACUUUUUUUUAACAACACAUGUUCUUGCACCCAUGCGCAUUUAGUUGGACUAAGUUACAUUUCACAUUUUAGCAGUACACAGAGGUCAUGUCAAACGAUGUAUCUUCGUCAAGUGAUGAGGCAAGUGACACCGAGGAGGUUCCGCAAAAACGGAGAAAGCAGGCUUCAAGGUAUCAGUGUCCAGCUGAUUUUGUGGCAUUUGCCCAUAAACCCUGUGCCAGUACCCUCAUCGAAAGGGUUUGUGAGGACAACAUAGAAUUAUGGCUCAUCAAAGCUCCCAGCAGUUUCAACCCGGACAGUUUCAGCAGUCUGAAGAUGCCUCUGUCUGGGCUGCAAACCAUGCAGGCCCCUGCCCAGCAGUCGUGUAGUGGUGGGAACAUCAGGCAGAUCUACAGCGUGCUGGGUGGGCCCUCUGGUGCUGCGGACCUCCAUCUCCUCACCAGUCAACCCCAGACGCUCGACUUGAUGGUCUGUGCCCCGGCCUUCAGCGGGCUCCUCAACAUCUGUGAGAGCUACGGUGACUGCAGCACCAACCAGACCCCCAUUGCCAUCCCAGCCACCCCAGCCCCCACUGUGCCCCCAGGGCUCCGCCAGCGCUUCCAGCCUUUCGGAAGCAGGACCCCCACCCUCUCCAGACUGAUGGAGGAUACACCGGAUACUCCGCUGCCGUCUACACCAGAGACGCCUCUCAGGGUCACACUGGACCCGGGGGAGGAGAGGAAGAGCAAGAAGAAAAAGAAGAAAGACAAACUUAUAAAGAUGGAGGAGGGGGUCAGGGUGAAGCAGGAGCUGCUAGAGAUGACUCACAGCCCAGAGGAGCCAUAUAAACUUCCUGGGCAGGAAGCUGAGCUCUCAGAAGAGAAGAGGAAGAAGAAGAAGAAAAAGAAGGAUAAGGACAGGGGAGAGGUGGAGGACACUGUAUAUUCAUCUUUUAAUAUAAUUAAAAAAGAGGUGGAAGUUAAAGUUGAACCAAUGGACAGUUCCUAUGGUGAAGUUGAAGAUUCUGGAAAAAGGAAGAAAAAGGUGAAGAAAAACAGGCAUGAUGAUGACUAGUCUGUUGUUUUUUUGUGGUAAUCUGGCUUUGUGAAGUUAUAAUAAUAAUAAUAAUAGUAUCAUUCAAUUAAGCAGUUCAACAAAUAAUUAUUAUGCUACUGUACUGUCAUUUGGAUUUUGGGGGGGAAAUUUGAUCAUCUAAUAAAGCCGAGACGAUAACACAUACUGGAGUGUACAGACUUGUGCCUCUAUUCACACGAAACAAAAAUAUAAACGCAACAUGUAAAGUGUUGGUUUCAUGAGCUGAAAUAAAAUAUCCCUGAAAUUUUCCAUACUCACAAAAA